AGUCAAGAGUCCGCCAGUGACCGAGCCGCCAGUCGCCAGUCAGUACGCGACGCUCCUCGCGGCAACAUGUCUCCCGUGUGGCUCGUGCUCGCAUUACUCCCUAUCAUCGGUGGAGCUCAAAGGUUCAAUUGUCGUGGAAGAAUUCUCGGAGCGUACUAUGCAGAUGCUAAAUCAGGAUGCAAAGCGUUUCAUGUUUGUGUGAGGGUUGCGGGCGGGGGUAUCAGAGACUUUAGAUUCUUCUGCCCCCCUGGUACACUGUUCCACCAGGAGGCCCAAACAUGUACCGACUGGGGUGAUGACGACCCUCUAGCUUGUCCCGCAGACAUCUACGAUGGUUCGUUUGACCUGUACAAGAUAGGAUCUGGAUUCGAUACGAAAAAGAUCUCGUCUUCUGGAAAUCGUGAAGAUGAAGCCGAAUUCGGCCUACAGAGAUCUGAAACCGGAGAUCGCCGUCUAUCUCAAAAUGCUCCUAGUGGUGGAUCUGACCUCAGAGCAGCGCAUUCCUCUGAUUUCUUCACUGGACAACGCGACCGCGGCCGUGACGAAGUGGUUGCUCAGACAAAGGCACCGACAUCUAUUGCAGUCACUCGACAGUCAUUUAGAAGGAUCACAACAACCCGCCCUCCUUAUACAAGCACUCUUUUCUACCAAACGUCACCGUCUCCUACAACCUUGCCUCCCCAACCGUCGUCUCAACCCCAAUACGAAAUAUCCAAACGUAAAUUUUUAAGGAAGCGUCCUGUUUAUACCUCAACAACUGUACCAACAACCGUACAAAACACUUACUCUCCACAAACUUACACCGAACCUCAACAAAAUUUUAAUCGUAAAGUUCCACAACAGAACAAAAUAUUCCCAACAACAGUCAAUAUCCCUCCACAGUAUAAGGAAGAAUACGUUGAAGUUAGCAAAGUAGUUCCAAAACAAUAUAAUAAUAGAUUUUUCCCUAAUAACCCUACUCCAACUCCUUUCGCUGAAACAACGCUUGCCCCACAGAAUACUAAAAAAGAUGGAUUUGGUGAUUCCUUUAAUUAUGAUACACAGUCUACUCCGGCUAAUUACAACGAGAAUCGUCCAUUCAAAGUAAGAAAUAAUUUUAAUGUACAAAAUGAUGUAUCGAAUGAACAGGACUUCGUCCGUAUAAGAAACUACAACGGUAACAAUAAUGGCAACAGAGCUCCCGCUACUUCAACAGUAGAUUAUAAUUCAGCUCGUAGCACCAGUACACCAGUUUAUAAAAAUGUCAACAGCCUUUCUUAUGAAACGGAAAAGAAAAAUUUCGCUCCAUUUCUUGGCGCUAAGCAGACCUUUUAUAAUAAUCCCACCACCACCCCUUCUACUACCACUAUUUAUACGACUACCCGCGCUGAUCUUCCACCCAACAUAAACACCGUAGCUUACAAUACAAACAUAGGAUUCAAUACGCAAUCCUCGAACUACGCGGAUAGCGGUGAAGACGAUGGACAAUAUCGACCACCACAAGGUGAAGACGAUGGUCAGUAUAGACCAGAGCUAUACGAGAGAGAAUCGGAGCUGCUGUCUGGUGCACACUCGUUAAACAUCGCAGCAAGUGGUAACAGGCUUCCGGAGGACCAAAAAGCCAGAAAAACUUCAAAAGCAGUAGGAAAAACAUCACCACCGAGGCCAUUUAGACCCUCCCAGACCUCAACUCUCCCGCCCUCUGAGUACACUACUACAUACAGGCCGCAAUCUGAAUCAUCAACUCAUAGGACGUUUGAUUAUUAUCAACCAUACACAACCACUUCCAGACCUUACGAGGCACCUUCAGCGGUCGCAUACACCUUCGCUCCCUCCAACCCACCAGUUAAAGUAACCACGACAUUGGCUCCCAGAACAACUGAACGCUCACAGUCUAGAGAAACAGUUCCGCCAACAACAUCUUCCUUACCAUACUCUAAAAAAUCCACUCGACCUCCCCACUAUUCAAAAGCCGCAAACCACAGAGAGGACAAUAGUUAUGACUAUGCCUAUUACGAUUCUGAUCCCGGCUUCUCGGAAUACGACCAAAUAGAGGAGUUUGGUAGAACUAAGUCUAGACUUUAAGAUACAUACAUUACUUUUACUGCCAUUAAAUUAGUCGCCUCCUAAAUUAAAAUUACUGUAUUUUCAUAGAUAUAAUUGAAAAAAAUAAAUUGAUUAAAUUAAAUUUUGAUAAAUCACAUACAAUGAAAUUGAUAUUGAGAAAUAGUGUCGUAAAUUACUAUAAGUCUCGAAUAUUAAAUCUUAAUAUGUGAUCUAAGUUUUGAAGUGGUAUUUAUUGUUUGAAAGGAAAAUCUUUAUCAUCGAGAGCGUUUCCAAUACUACGUUACCCUAAAUUAUAAUUUGUGAUAUUAUUGUGGAUUUUUGUAUAACAUUAGAUUGUAAUAAAUAAUUAAUAGAUGAUAUAAAAAUACGUUUCCAUUAUAAAUAUAUUUUAUAUAUAAAUAAAUGCAGACUUGAUUUCAUAAACGUAUUUAGAUAUUUUAAAAGAAUCUAUAACUUUUUGAAAAGUGCAAAAUAAAGUUAUAGUAUAAUGGAUUUUUUUAUAUAUACAAGUACAAUUUUAACUUAAACUUUUAUUGUAAAUAAAAUUAUGAAUAUACAUUUCUAAUAGAACACGAUAA
Danaus plexippus (monarch butterfly) is the source of this 2624-nucleotide messenger RNA. RefSeq names its product probable serine/threonine-protein kinase DDB_G0276461. NCBI's taxonomy places the organism in Eukaryota, Metazoa, Arthropoda, Insecta, Lepidoptera, Nymphalidae. The transcript is spliced from 3 exons. The record is from RefSeq and is a predicted model, not a curated record. Gene Ontology annotation, molecular function: chitin binding. The coding region runs from base 67 to 2064 and encodes 665 amino acids. Gene Ontology annotation, cellular component: extracellular region.